Molecule: messenger RNA, 2692 nt
Organism: Boleophthalmus pectinirostris (great blue-spotted mudskipper)
Lineage: Eukaryota; Metazoa; Chordata; Actinopteri; Gobiiformes; Gobiidae
Gene: prrt2
Product: proline-rich transmembrane protein 2
Exons: 5
Coding region: 442-1110 (222 amino acids)
Cellular component (GO): membrane
Source: RefSeq, a predicted model, not a curated record
CAUUCACAACUGUGGAUGGUGCAUAAGUGCUUCUGAGGACAGCAGGUCGGGGAGAUGUGCGCCCCCUUCCCCCGUUUAUAUGUCCAACCGCGCGCACGUAGUCUAGUAGAUUUCACUUUUCAUUUCGCGCACCCCUCCUCUCGCAUACGCUCUGCCAUCAGGAGACUCCCAUCCGAUUUACUGCUUGGUGAACGCAGCUCUACAAACAACUCGUUUCCUUCCACCUCCAAACAAAGGGACAUCCCCGGGUUUCUCUUUCUCUGCGCCUGCGAAAACAUUGCGGCUGUCGAUGGUGAUGAGCUGCUUUUGAUCCACGAUUUAUGCACCUGAGAAUUGCGCCAUGAAAAAGCUAGGGAUGCUCCGACUGUGUUGAAAAUCAGGAUUAAAAGGUGCACCUAGACUCAAGUCCGGAGUAAAGCUUAAGAGUAACAAAAAAAAAUCAUGACGUCUGUGAAUAUGAUGCCAACCUCUGCCAUUUGGCCUGGAGAUGAGCAGCCGUCAAUACUGGACCAGGAACCUGACUCUUUGUCCAGCCAAGCCCCUAUUUCUGUGCCAUGCCCACCAGUUAUAGGUGAACAGCCCGUCAAUAACACUAGCCUAGCCAACUCUCGGCCUCCCCGCAGCAAAUCCAAAGGAGAGCUCGUCAUAGUUAUCAACGAGAAGCUCAAGAACGGUAAUGGGAUCCACCCUUCAGACAGCACUUCUCCAGUCAUUUCCUCUCCUCCAAAGAGACAGCACUCCAUCUCUUAUCCCCAUCAGGGCAAAACCCGCAAAGGCAGCAGAGCAGGAUCUAUUGGCUACACAGCUUUUUCACCCCGGCCAUCCCUGUCCCGCCACUCAAGCAUUGCCACUAACCCUCCUUUGGACCGGACCAAGGUUAAAGACUACCUACUGCUCUCCGUGCUGGCCUGCUUUUGUCCUGUGUGGCCCAUUAACAUUGUGGGCUUUGUGUACUCUAUCAUGUCUAAAAACAGCCUGGAGCAGGGAAACCUGGAUGGGGCUGUGCGCCUGGGACGGGUGGCCAAGAUGCUUGCCAUGGUGUCUCUAGUUGGAGGGACCGUCAUUAUCAUCGCCUGCAUUGUCAACUUGGCUAUAAAUGUGAAAACCUGAGUUUCAUUCCUCGAUGAAACAGGAUAAGACAUCAGACCACCUGGCCCACACCUGCACUAUCGUCUUACCGCCUAGUCAUUACCUGGAUGUGACAAAUGUACACCUAUUAUUCAGUGCUUACUAAUAUUUCUGUAACCUUUUAUCAGUGCAGUCACUUUGCUAAUGGAUGAAAAACACAUGCAAACACUCUGCUGCUGUGAGUCAGGGAGGGUUCAAUCUGCUUGUAGGUGUAGGAGGUGCAACCUUUCAUAAUCCGGUCAAAUGUUCAGACAUUUGACCAAGAGGACUAUAACUAUAGGGCGGAGAAGAAAGAAGGCCUCUAGCUUUAGUGCCACAUGCAAACUCAAAAUGUCUGCCAAGUCUCCUUCACUGCACCACCACCAGGAUGCUCAUGCUCGCCUUGAAAUCCCUUCAGUUACACAGGAUGGCUUUGGGAUUUUUGUUGCUUUGAACAGAAGAAAGUUCAACAUUUAUAAUUACAAUGUCUGUGCCACUAUUUUCUGAGAAAAUGGCUACAGCAGAGGAUGAUAAAAUGGAGGUCUAAGGAGGACUUGUAAUGAACUCUGAAAUAUAAAACUGAGAGGAUUAUGGAAAGUCAUUUCAAACAAUCAUAAGCUAAAUUUCAUAGUCACUUUCCGGUCACCUAAUCAAAUUUCUAUUUCCGAGGAAAAUGGUGCUUUCCUCCUCUCCUGGAUACCACUGUGAACUGCAAACCACUGUAGCAAGAUAUGGUCUUUGUGUAAAAACACUUAAUCUACAUAUUAUACCCUAUCUUUUGAUAUAUUUGUAAGAAAACGUUUUGAAACUUAAGAUUUUCAAUCAGUCAUUUGUAUAGUGAUGCUCUUUCACCACUGUGUCUCAGUAAAAGAUGGUGAUAUGGUACUUAUAUGGGCAUCGUACUAUUUGGUUAACAAAUGAAAUGGCUUGUGUGCUGUCAAUUAUACUGUAUCUCUGUGGCUGUAGCUUUAGUCUGGUGCAAUAGCAAUGUAACUUUGCAAUUCUUAAAGAUUUUUUUUUCUUAUUUUUCUAUUUGAGAAAGGGUUGUAAUUAACUGAAUGUAUUAAUGAUGUGAAGAUUUAAUCAGUUUGAUUACUUUGGGUAAGACAGUUUACAUUACUGCUUUAUUUAUAAUACCAAGGAAAUUAUGUAGUUGCCUCUGAUCUUUUUUGCACAGUUUUCACUGUGAUUAUGGAAUUACUGGGAUUCCAAGAAUGGUUAAUCAAAUGCAAAACUUGUGUAUUCUGGAUUUUCAAUGAAACACACUAUCACAACCUAGCACUUCAAGCCUGCAGUUUGACAACUAUUAAUACGGAUUUUUCUUAUGCUGGUACUAAACACAUUUCCCAAUUGUAUUUAAUAUUGCUAAUAUUAACCUUUAAUAUUGUGGAUUCUAGUUGACAUGAUUUACCUUUUAAGUAGACACUGGUGGUUAGCCUUGAAAGGCAUUGUAUUGCCAUCAGGCUAGUAUAAUCUUUGUGAUUAAUGGCAUGUUGUGGAUUUUUUAUUCAUGUGUGACGAUAGUAGUUGGAUUAAAUUAUGAAAAUGUAAAUUGGCACAUGGGAAACAAUGCAGUACAUUGACA